AUGCCCUCGAAAGUGGAAAAUAGCGACAACAUUGAUUGUUACACAUUACAAUUAGAGCUUCAAAAGCUCGGAAUUCAUGUCGUAUCUAGUCGACAAGAUACAGUCGUAUCUGUUAAGAUCAAGGGUCUCGCAGGACGAGCGUUGAAUCAAGGACUACGAUUAGCUGAUCAACUUUUGCAAGCGAAGUUUAAACAUGCUAUUCAACUGCAUACGGAUUCAGCGACAAAACUUUUUAUUGAUCCAACAUUUGGACCUUGUACCACCGAUAUAGAUGGAGCAGCAGCAAUGUGCAAAGCAGGAGCAAAUAUUCCAUCCAAAGGGGGGUCGCAGCAUCAAGCAAAAGUUCUUGGACUGCUACAACACGGAAAAAUUCGGUGGGAACGACCAAUAUACGCUUCAAAUGACGAAGCUGACAAGAGUCUGAUGUUGAACGAUGAGGAUGAGUGUUCGACUGACAACGUUUUUGCUUCGAAUGCGACGUUAUUUGCUGAUGGAGCUUCAUCUGGAGACGUCAUUCAAGGAAAUCUCGGCGAUUGCUGGUUUCUGAGUGCAUUGAGUGUGGUUGCAACACGUUCAGACAUACUAGAGCAGAAUUUUUGGCGCAAAGACCUGUACAAGUCAAGAGGGUUGUUUGUUUGCAGAUUUAUGAAGAAUUUCGUAUGGAAUUACAUUCUCAUUGACGACCGGUUGCCAGUGUUUGGAUUCAGUGAUUUCAAGGAAGGAAAACCAUACUUUGCUCGCUGUCGUAAUCCGAACGAGCUCUGGGUAUCCUUGCUAGAAAAAGCUUAUGCAAAGCUUCACGGCAGUUAUGAGGCUCUUACCGGAGGAUUUGUUGAUUGUGCGCUGAAUGAUCUUACCGGAAUGUGCUCAGAGCAAGUGAUUUUAAAAGAGGGAUUUCCAGGAUAUGGUGAGAGCCCUUACGAACCUGUCAAACCGUUACAAAAGCACGGGGAUCCGUUUUGGGGGAAGAUCAAUCGUUAUAGGGAUUGCGGGUCACUUAUGGGAUGUUCAAUUCAGCCGCAGACAAAAGAAGUUGCAAUUGAAUCAAGCGCAGGAAAUGGCCUUUACUUCAAACAUGCGUACGCUUUAGUGGAUGCAGCAGAGAUCAAAACAGUAGAAGGGGAAUCUGUUCGCUUGCUUAAGCUGCGAAAUCCAUGGGGAAUGGGUGAAUGGACUGGGCCGUGGUCAGAUUCUAGCGAUGAGCGCACUAUCAAUGAGGAUGCUAUCGCAAAGUAUUUUAAGAUUAUUAAUCGCAAAGUUGGAGCCAACGCUGAGAAGCGAGUCUUUAUGACGAUGAAUGCCCGUGGAGUUGUUGGUGCAGACACCAUCGCCCAAGAAGAGGAGAUCGAGAUCAACGCAAACGACGGAACUUUUUUUAUGUCGUUCGAGGCUUGGAUGCAGUCAUUUACACACUUUUUUGCUGGCAUAGAUUUUCCCGAUUCAUGGCAUGGGCGUCGCUCAGAAGGAUGUUGGAAUGAAGCAAAUUGUGGUGGUAAUACAACUAAAAGCACUUGGGUAAACAACCCACGCUUCGAGCUGGCGCUCGAGCAGCGAGCUCAAAUAUUUGUGUCGUUGAGUCAGGAAGAUCCUCGUGGAAGCGACAUUUUAAAAAUUGUACCUAUUGGCUUUCAUAUCUGCUCACUAAGUCCAGUUAAAAAUGAUCCGAACAAGUUUGAAACUCGAGAACCCGCGAAUAAACUCGAUGCUUAUUAUCGAGCAUACAAACCGGCUGAACGAGAAAGCUAUCAGAGUGGGAGGCGAUCGGAGCCACUUCCACCGGCUAUAAUGCCUGGCACGGUCAUUCCCGGGAUCGACGAUGACGGAGUACCACAACCUGCUUAUACUUUCAAACAAGCUGUUUCGGUGGAAGCCACGAUGGAGCCUGGACGAUACUGCAUCAUUCCGAGCAUGUACAUGAGAACAGAGAAAACAAGUGGGAGUACCAAUGUUGGCAAUUUUUGGAUCUCGGUAUACUCGGACAAGCCAACAUUUCGAUUAGAAGGAGGUGAAAAAAUUGUCGAGGAAGAGGAAGGCGACGAAGAGAAAGUUAACACAGAUCAGCCAUCUAACCAAAGAAAAAGUGUUGAUUUUGGUCAUAAGAGCAAAAGGCAUUUUGUCAUCAGUUCAAAUCAAAAUUUAGAAACCAUCUUGAAAUCAAGAAGUGCAUCAGUAGCUGGGAAGCGUCAGCGAUUUGAGAUCGAAAAGCAGGAAAUUCUGAAGCAAGCGAAACGGAUUGGAAUCGGAUUGCGUGAGCUGAGAGCAACGUUUGCAAAGUUUCCAAAACUUUCGAAAGCAGAGUGUCGAUCAAAGUUGCAGAAACUUGGGUUUAAUGUGUCAUGCUGGGAUGACGAUACAUUAGGAUUCUUCUCUGGUAGAGGGGAGAAGAGUGGAAUGAUUCAAACAGAUUACAUCUUACAACUGUUUGCUUCAGAUCUUGAGGAGAAAAACACGAUUCUCGAGCUUCCCGAUAUGGAAGAAGAUGGAGACACGCCUAACAGUAUACACCGCGAAGGCAUUCUUGAAAUUGAACUACUCGGAGCAACUGGUCUAACUAUUUGUAGAAAACGAAAGGGUAUACAGCGACAAGCUCAAAUCACGGCCCCUACAUUUUCGCCAUCAGAAACUUGUCUUCGUCAACAAAUUGGAAGAGAAAUUCUGGAUCGAGAUUUAACUAUGGCCAGACAGCUCGAUCACUUUGCAAAGAAGUCUGUACUGCUUGCAAAAGCGCACAAGGCUAGUAGACAAACAAUCAUAGGAGCUUCAAAGUAUUCUAUGCAGAAAACUACUCCAGUGACAGCAUUUUAUGAGCUUUUGGAAAGAGAAUAUACCGCUCAAAAAUUAUCCACCCUUAACUCAAACGAUAACCUCGAUGAUCAGAUGUCUGACAGCCAAAUCCUAGAUCACUCCACGCAAAUUGAGACGUCUUCCUUCUACUCUGCUCAGUCUCCAAAUGACAUUCAAGGGUGGACACAACCAAUAAAUAAUCAAACUGCAUUGGAGUUGCACAAGAGCAAUCACUUUCGUGAUCUUGAAGUGAAACGAUCAGCCCGUUUAAAGUCGCUACUUCAGCACAAGCAGAUUGCUCUUGGUGAUGCAGAGAAAACGGCUGCGCUGCCUCGUCUAAUUGGUGGUAAAAAGAGUGGCUCGAAUUAUAUCAAGUGUAUCGAUUGUGGAACUCGCGUGUUCAUUUCUGGGCGAUCGAAGAGAUUUGUAGAAGCAUCAGAGGAGCCGACAAGUUUUUUGUGCAACGGAUCAAAUUGUGUUAAUGUCUUUUGCUCUCCCUGUUUCUCGCUUUUGCCUGAAAAGAACAAAGUUUGCGAGGAGUGCUUUCAGCACGAAAUAUUAUCUGACGAAACAUUUGGUGAGCAACUUCGCAGCAUUUUGAUCGAAAAAAUUGGCGGUUCCGACCAGCAACGCUCGCAUCUUGAGCGAGUGUUUCAUUCUUUUGACGCAGAUGGUUCGGGGUCUUUGAGUUCCCAAGAAUUUGAGAAAAUGCUUGAGCUGUUGGACAUCCAACCUGCACUUAAGCAGAAUCAAAUAGCUUCUCUUAUCGAACAGUUUGACGCGAACGGUGAUGGUGAAAUAAGUCUAAUCGAAUUUAAACAUUGGAUAUUAACAGAUCACGUAUGGACGGAAUCUGUAGCGUCACCAACAAGUCGGAUGGACACACCACACAAUGUUGCUCAAGUCCUCGAGACAAUUAUAUCUCCCUUAUGUAAUGAUAUCAUAGAUGUCGCCUACAGCGCGUAUGCAUUGAGUUCAACGAUAAAGUCUUGGUCUAGCUCAUCGAAUUUUACAACAGAAGCAAAUAAAACGUCACAAAGUGAUGAGUCCGGAGUUAUCCUAUUUCAGCGAGUCAUGGGCCUAUCGUCUCUUUCGGCUGAAACGUCAAAUGUAUUAGUAGAAGUAUUUGAACAACUGAAUAAUGAUGCAAGCGAUAGCAUAGAUCAAUUCGACUUUGUCGAUUACUUCGCGGUAUUGGGAAUUCACUUCAAUUUCGAAGAUGCACUGCUGAUCAUGAAUCGCUUAGGUGCCACUUCUACAGCACACGAGUCUACAACAAUUCAGAAAGCUGUUUUUAUGAAGUAUGUCGAAACAAUAAGCACCAAGUCUUUCAUGCGUCAGAGGGAUGACCAAGCUAGUAGUCUAAGUAACAUCUUACUUAAGCUCGAUGAGAUCGCUCAAACAAGCCUUUCUGUUCGAACAAUGUUGCAAGACGAGCUACAACAACUGCAUGGAAACAUGACGAACAACGAGCUGAUAUCACUCUGCCAAAGUAUCUACAGCAAGGUAGAACUUGACGUUACUGUCAACGAUCUCAAGUCCCUCGCAUUUAACCUCACAUUUCAUCACGACGUAUUCACGAAUGAUCAAUCUUCUGUGCCGAAAAUCAAAAGAGAGGAACAGCUUCUGUCGUUAAAGUCAAGUGGGGACGUGCUGGCUAGAGCUUUACUCACUGAAUCUGGAAAUUUAAUGGCAUAUGUAAGGACAUUUGAUGCUGAUGCAAUUUUUGCUAAGCUUUCAGCUCAUCUACAGAAACGCAGCGGAACACUUGAUAUUAAAAUUAUUUGGAAAAACGUGUUUGGAGCCGACCCGGCUGAUGCCAUCUAUCUUAAUGACUUUGUACGAGGCGUGCUGAAGACUGGAUUUGAAAUAGGCACUGGUAUCGGGUCGAAUUCUGUUCCGGAUGAUCGACUUUUGACAAAAGUACUGAUUGCACUCAGUCUUGAUGUAGUACGAAUCGACUAUCGAGUCAAAUUUCCAGCGACGCUGAAUUGGAACGAUCCAGUUCUGGACUUUAACUUGUUUCAGAUCAUCAUGCGACUUAAAAAUCUAAAGGAUCUUGAGUCUCAAAUCAAUCAUGCGCUCAUAAAUUUCUCACAAUUGUGUAAUGGAGAGCACCAGUAUCUUGUGACAAUGGCGCUUGAUGCGAAUCGAAAUUUGAUCAUCAGAGCAAGAGAUCCAAUUUUUAAACUUACUGCCGAUCUCAUACUUUGUGAGAAUGAAUUUGACUUGCAAAAUCUGUUAGCACAAGUCCAAUUUCAGGACUUUGAGAGUCGACAGCAAAAAAUUCACGAAAAAUCACGAGAAGCUUCGUUCAUCCAGUCACCGCAUGGUCUCAUUACGAGCGACUUGUAUCCGAAAUUGAAUGCGUCAAUGCUAGCAAUUAUUGAGCGAACUAGAGUGGAGCAAAAAUGUCAGCGUGUUUAUACUAAGUCACAAUUUGCCGUCCGUGUCCUGGGUCUGACUUUGGUGGAAAGUAACGCAUUCAUAUCAACUCUACGUAAUUUACUCUCCAAAUAUGAGUUUCCAUUCUACUGGUCGAUAAAUCAACGCAGUUUAGUGUUCUCCAUUGAUAGCGAGUACUUUGAUCAGCUAGGCAAACCAAGUUUUCAACAACUUGUUGCGGAUACGAUUUCAGAACGAUCAACUCCUUCGCUGCGGGCUUUAGCAACAUUUGUAGCGCACACUGCAUCUACGUUGCGGGUUUGUUACCACAUUGUCGGCAAGUACUCGAAAGCUGAAACGAGCUGGCAGGAGUUUCAAGACCUCAUCUCGGGUCACCAAGAUGCGUAUGCUGUCCUACAUCUGCAUCCACACGGUUCAACGUACACGACUGGUGUCUCUCGUGUAAGUGGCUCAGGAGCUGUGCAAUGGAAUUUUCAGACUCUGAUCGCGAUUCAAGAGCCAAAUGUUUGCGACUAUCGGAUCGAUCGCCCUGUCAUUUUCACAGAUACUGUCAAAGUAGCUUGUACCCCUGAAAGCUCUCCAUCUGUUGAGAGUAUUUCAUUCAUUGUCGGUGAUCAUGACGAGAAUUUAGGUCAUUUCGUAGUCCUCAGCGUGCGAAGAGCUCUACCAAAUGGGCUACAAGCUCCAAAGCCGAGACUCUAUUGCACAGCUUAUGACCCGUUGACAUCGUGUGAUUAUGCGGUGGAGGGAUACCCUUCGGAUUGGCCAAUUGAUUUUUUUGAUGUCAGUGUCAACCCUUCGUUUGAGUCUCAGUGGCAAGCAAUGCUUUGCAAUAUGCGCCUUGGCCAAACUAUUACUCCAGAACUAGUUAUAUCUGUCUAUAACAAACUGCCCAAAACCGACAAAUUGAUCGGAGAGUGUCAAGUUGCGGUUGGAUCUGCUAUCGCUCAAGAAGGUCACAAUUUCAAGAAAAACAUCACACUGCAAUCUGCGACGUCAACUUCUGCUGGAGUCAUGGCGUUGACGUUUCGCUUUGACGUGAGCAAAACGCCUAAUACGAAACCUUCAUUGACAGGUUCGGAAGAUUAUCAUUCAGGAAGUCGAGAACAAAUAAAGUCUGGUGUACAAUACUCACCAGAAGUUCGAACGGAACUAGUCCAUAAUAGUUUUGAUGACAGGUCGAAUCAGUUGCCAGUCUUCACACCUUUGAGUGGGACGGCUGAAUGCACAGCACGAGAGCAAGUGAAACAAUUGCAAGCGCAGCUUCAACAGCUAUCAAACAUUGCAAACAAGACCUCCGACGAUGAAGCUGAAAGAUGGAAGCGGAGACUGAAGCAGGCAAGACAAGAACAACGCGCAAUAGACGAACAACAUGCCGCGACAUUGGCAGAUUUUCAAGAAGAAAUUCGUUGCUUAAGGCAACAAAUCGAAUCAAGAACGAGCGAUACUCAAAAAGUAAAUCACCUGAAACACUUUCAGCUUGCACCUCACGCCUCAGCAAACGAGAUUUUCUCCACGAUUAGAGAAACUUUAAUGAGUCGAUGCCCUGACCGACCGUAUCUUGGUUUAAAGAAGGCUUUGGUUGCCGAGGCGGAAGUCUCAGGAACGGUAACUUUUGCUGUGCUCAAUGAAGUUCUUAGCGACUUUGGACUCGCACUUUUAUCGAAGCAGCGAGCAAAUUUGAUGAAUGUUCUCGAUCCAGAACUUAACGGCCGCGUGAGUAUCGAUGAUUUUUUCUAUAAUCUCUGCGGUGAUGCUGAAGCGUAUGAUAAAACGAUGAAUCCUCGAAGACCGAUGUCGUCAACCCGUGAGCGAAUUAGCCCGGUCGUGCUGACACUAGCCUCCGAACCAGUCGUUUUGAAGCCAACACCACCGUCUCAAAAGCCGAUUUCCCCAUUGCCACCACCCAUGCGUGCGUCAAAAGGGCGAAACAUGACCUGGCAGGAGAUGAAGCAAUUUUUAGUAUCCAAUGUCCCAGAUGGCUGGGAAACACGAUUUACUGAAAAAGGCCGACCAUACUAUUGCAAUCACGCAAGCCGAUCAACACAAUGGAAACACCCUAGAUCAGAGACUGAAGCGAUCUUUAGCGAAUGGGUCCAACAAAAUGGUGCCAAUUUUAAUCGAAAAGCUACAUCAACUCGUGCUUUUACGACAUAG
Messenger RNA from Plasmopara halstedii, 7347 nucleotides. Its product is annotated as cysteine protease family. Gene Ontology annotation, cellular component: cytoplasm. Lineage: Eukaryota; Oomycota; Peronosporomycetes; Peronosporales; Peronosporaceae. Gene Ontology annotation, biological process: proteolysis. Gene Ontology annotation, molecular function: calcium ion binding; protein binding; calcium-dependent cysteine-type endopeptidase activity. The transcript has 14 exons. The record is from RefSeq and is a predicted model, not a curated record. Bases 1 to 7347 code for a protein of 2448 amino acids.